Messenger RNA from Exophiala xenobiotica, 3204 nucleotides. RefSeq lists its product as uncharacterized. NCBI's taxonomy places the organism in Eukaryota, Fungi, Ascomycota, Eurotiomycetes, Chaetothyriales, Herpotrichiellaceae. The transcript has a single exon. The record is from RefSeq and is a predicted model, not a curated record. Gene Ontology annotation, cellular component: XPC complex; cytoplasm; nucleus. Bases 157 to 3186 code for a protein of 1009 amino acids. Gene Ontology annotation, biological process: mismatch repair; nucleotide-excision repair. Gene Ontology annotation, molecular function: damaged DNA binding; single-stranded DNA binding.
UCAACCGCGAUUGAACAUUCUCACUGUCGCGAUACGAUGCUUAUGAGAAUCGGCGCAUCAAGUCCCAAUCAGUUAUAGAAUAAUAGUAUCGCUGCGAGCGCCAUACUACGAGAUUAGCCAUGACUGAGACCGCAAAUCUCCGCUUUUGCCACCAGCAUGCCAGCCAGAAAGAGUCAACCAGGAAGGCCUUCCACGCGAAGGACGCGUCAAUCGGCUCGCCAACGCCAGGACUCCGACGAUGGCAUCCCCGAAGUGUACGGUGAGAUGCUAGCGGAAGCCGCGCGCGAAGAACAAGCCGCAUCCUCUAACCCAAGAGCAACAAAGCGGAGAAAGCUUGAUGAAGAACCCUCGACCAAGAUUGGGCUCGACUUUGAUCUUUUCGGCUCUGACGAUGUCGUCGCUAAUAAAAGUGUGACCGCUGCUAACGACCAGCCUUCAGAAAAGCUGCAACAGAUCGUCUAUGACGAAUUCGAAGGCUCAGGCGACUCGGAUGUCGAAUUCGAGGACGUCGAUUUGGAAGCCCUUCCGGAAGAGAACGAUGAUAUAGCUGAAAAGCCGCAGCCAAAGUUUCUCGAACUCGACUUGUCAACUACGAAUUUGGAAACACCAAAGCGUGCUGCGACACGACGCAAGCCAGUUGGACCCGGUGAGCGAAAGCUCCGUUUGGAAGUGCACAAGGCACAUCUGGUCUGUCUGCUAUCCCACCUCAACUGUAGAAACAGGUGGUGCGAGGCCGAAUCUGUGCAGUCUGUCUUAAAGCCGCUCAUACCCCGAAAGAUCACCGCGUUACUGCACGUCGAUGAGUCCCAACCUCAAUAUCAACGCUCGCAUUGCUUUACAAAAGGCAUCGAAGAAGUGUGUUCGAUUUGGAGGCUGCAAUGGCAAAUAACAGCAAGAGGUAUGAGGCGUGCGCAUUGGAAGGACGAUGUCGAUGCAUUGAAAGAGAGCGACGACAUGGAAGAUUUGAUCGACUUCGACGAUUUCAAAGCUGCUGCAAAAUCAAGAUCGGGAUCGAGAGAUCUGGCAGCCCAGCUAUUCUGUGCAUUGCUCCGGUCAGUCGCCGUCGACACUCGACUGGUCUGUUCACUCCAGGUCUUACCAUUCUCGGGCGUUGCUAAAGGCCAAACACCCGAAAAGCCAAAGCCGCAGUACUACCAUGCACCGGCGCAGAAUUACUCUGCGUCUCCAACAGGGGCACGUCCCGAGCGAACCACUCCGAAAAAGAAAAGAAUAGUCGAAUCUCCGUUUCCGAUCUUCUGGGUGGAGGUGUACUCGCCUUCUACAGCCACCUGGAUACCCUUGGACCCCAUAGUACGCAACACCAUCAACAAACCAAAGACGGGCUUUGAGCCACCUGCAGCCGAUCAGUUGAACAGCAUGACGUACGUGGUCGCGUUCGAGGACGAUGGAUCCGCCAAAGACGUAACGAGGCGAUACACGCAAUGGUACAAUGCAAAGACACGGAAGCUAAGAGUCGAGAGUACGAAAGGCGGGCAGGAAUGGUGGCAGAGAACGAUGCAGGCAUUCGAGAAGCCCUUUGCAGAGGACAGAGACGACAUCGAAGACGCAAUGCUCACCAAGCGUGCCGAAAGCGAACCAAUGCCACGGAACGUGCAGGAUUUUAAGGGACAUCCUGUCUAUGUUCUUGAGAGGCAUUUGCGCAUGAAUGAGGUCAUACACCCUAAGCACGAAGUGGGCAAAGUGAGCACUGGUCCAAGCAAGACCGCCAAGCUGGAGAGUGUCUAUCGUCGGCGAGAUAUUCAUCUCUGUCGCAGUGCCGACGCCUGGUACCGGCGUGGAAGAGAUGUGAACGAAGGAGAGCAACCUCUGAAACGAGUGGUGACAAAGAAAAGGCGUGAUCAAGCUGUAGUGCUCGAUGAGGACCUUGGCGAGGAUCACGAGGCCAAUGAAGGCACCGCUCUCUAUGCCGAGUAUCAGACGAGCCUCUACAUACCGCCUCCUGUGGUCGAUGGUCAGAUCCCCAAGAACGCGUACGGCAACCUGGAUGUCUACGUGCCCACAAUGAUUCCAGCAGGAGCAGUCCACAUCCGCCACCCUCUCGCAGCCGAAGCAGCACUUGUCCUUGGUGUCGAUUACACGGACGCCGUGACCGGUUUUGAGUUCAAAGGGCGGCAGGGUACUGCUGUUGUCGACGGUGUGGUCGUAAGCGAAGACACGACCGAUGCAAUGAUACAUGUUAUCGAAGGACUGGAGUCUCAAGCAUCAGACGCAGCCGAAGAGGCCAGGAGCAGGAUCAUUCUCGGAGUGUGGAAGAGAUGGCUUACGGCGUUGCGAGUACGAGAGCGCGUCCACCAGCAGUAUGGCGACAACGAGGAAAGUCAGACAGUUGCAGCUGGCGACGAUGACGAGGAGGACGAAACGUAUGAAGGCGACGAUGCAGAUCAUGGAGGCGGGUUCAUGCACGAAGCAGCCGAGCCAGGCCAACCAAGUGCAAAGCAAUCAGCAACUGAUACUGAAGCUGCAUUGGCAAAGUUGAAACCUACCGAACAACUUCUGCCGCCUGAAGUCAUCCAUCAAGAUGUCGUGGUUGUCAGAUCUCCGAAUAAGCUACCCACAUCAGCCGUGCUGGAAGACGGCAAGCGGCAGAAGGGCAGUAGCUUGGCUCGAGCAGACUACGAAGAUGGCGGCGGCGGAGGAUUCGUGCCAGAAGAAGCAGACGACAUUGAAGGUGGAGGAUUUCUUCCCGAGGACAAUGAUGCCGGUGGCGGUUUCAUCCGUGAAGCCGAGGAUGAUCACAAGGGGAAUCCAGUUCCUGGCAUGGACGACGGCGAAGUCGGAGGCGGCUUCCUGCCUGAAGAGAGCACAACUACAAUCCAGACCACAGAAAGACCUAAAGAUUCCCCGACUCUGGACAAGCCACGCGCAACUCCAGCGAACGAUGCAGCCGCCGAACACGCCUCCCCAGCUGAUCCGACAGUAGCCGAUGAGCCAGACCCCAGUGCCCGUGCCGCUGCGAGGACGGCUUUGGCGGGCGAAGGUACAGGCUCCAUUCAACCUCCAUCGGACAUCGAAGCGAAAAGCGCAUCUCCCCCCGCUGCAGAAUCCAGACCACAAAACGAUCCUGACGCAGAAACUCCUCAGUCCGAAACGUCGCUCCUCUCGCACGAUCCGGAUGAAGAAGACGCAGAGCCCGAGUGGUUGUUGAACAGUCUAGGGGAACUUUGAUGCUCUCGCACUGCUCUC